AUGGCGGGUCCCCCCAACUCGUCAGUGUGUAGCCUCAAUCUAGCUACGGCUCUAAGGGUGUGCAGCGAGCUAUGCUUGCCCUUGCACCCCGGGAAGUGCGAGGGCCCCUCUACCAUUCUCACUGUACUCGGUAUCCAGAUCGACACCGUCAAUAGGAUCGCUAAGCUCCCGGAGGAAAACCUCGCCGAUAUUCGUGGUCUUCUGGAGCAAUGGUCAUCGCUUAAAUGGUGCACGAGGCACGAACUCGAGUCCCUUAUUGGCCACCUCCAUCAUGCCGCCAAAGCGGUCUGGCCGGGCCGCACCUUUAUUCGACGCAUGAUCGACCAGCUGCGCUGCUUCCGUCACCGCCAACAUCUAAUUCGCAUCGGCUCAAAGCUGCGACUUGACCUCCAGUGGUGGAGAGACUUCAUCGCCUCGUGGAACGGCGUGUCCUUCUGGCUGUACCCGGGGAUGGCAGCCACACCAACGACAGUGGUUACAUCUGACGCGGCGGGCGUCAUGGGCUACGGGGCCUUUCACCGCAGCAGGUGGUUCAACGGCGUGUGGACGGGGCCUCAAAAGUUCGAAUCUAUCGCGUAUAAGGAGCUCUUCCCCAUAGUCGUCGCGGCUCACGUGUGGGGGCAUUCGUGGCGGAAACAACACGUCCUGUUUAGAACAGACAACGAAGCGGUCGUCUGUAUUCUGACCUCGCGGACUUCACGCAUUCCUAGCAUUAUGCAUUUGCUACGCAGUCUGCUUCUAGUCGCGGCCAGGCAAGGGUUCUCCUUCUCUGCGGCGCACGUUCCCGGCGUGGAGAACUCCGUCGCUGACGCACUGUCUCGUUUUAAUUGGCAGGCCUUCGUCACACUCGCGCCUUGGGCUGCCCCGUCACCUACCUCAAUACCCCAGGCGGUCCUGGUGGAGCUAACACAGCCAACCUCGAAGCCAGAUGCCGGGAGCUGCUACUACAAGGCUUAG
Nematostella vectensis (starlet sea anemone) is the source of this 957-nucleotide messenger RNA. RefSeq lists its product as uncharacterized. NCBI's taxonomy places the organism in Eukaryota, Metazoa, Cnidaria, Anthozoa, Actiniaria, Edwardsiidae. The coding region runs from base 1 to 957 and encodes 318 amino acids. The record is from RefSeq and is a predicted model, not a curated record. The transcript has a single exon.